Leptopilina heterotoma is the source of this 324-nucleotide messenger RNA. RefSeq lists its product as uncharacterized. NCBI's taxonomy places the organism in Eukaryota, Metazoa, Arthropoda, Insecta, Hymenoptera, Figitidae. The record is from RefSeq and is a predicted model, not a curated record. The transcript has 2 exons. The coding region runs from base 1 to 324 and encodes 107 amino acids.
AUGCCGUGGGUUUGUGUUAAAUAUACGAGACAGUGUUCAACUCACUGCAUUAAAAGAGCAUAUGUUAUACCGUCAUCUUAUUUGGAAGUGAAAAAAGAUCAUUACAAUUCGAAAAAGGAGUACAAAGUGAGAUGCGUUAAAGAUGAAAAAAAGUGGUGCUAUGCAAUCAUUGGACGCAUAGACCCAGGGAGUGAUUUAAAAGCAAAAAACCGACUGAUGAAUAAAAGGAUAUCUUUUCCGCCUGUGAGUGACGUCAAGAAAUAUAAUAGCGACAACAGCUCAUCAGAGGAGGAAAUUGAUACUGAUGAUGUUAGUAUUCAAUGA